Messenger RNA from Nerophis lumbriciformis (worm pipefish), 2449 nucleotides. It is a transcript of the gene kbtbd12, whose product is annotated as kelch repeat and BTB (POZ) domain containing 12. Gene Ontology annotation, molecular function: protein binding. The record is from RefSeq and is a predicted model, not a curated record. NCBI's taxonomy places the organism in Eukaryota, Metazoa, Chordata, Actinopteri, Syngnathiformes, Syngnathidae.
AAAUGACGACAAUACUACUUGUGCUCUGAUGAAAAGCAAUAAUAUUUAAUGUUCCUUUUAGAUGGAAGCAAGCGAGAGAAGCUGAUGAGUUUGUGAAGCCUCCUUGCCUAAGUAUUUUUACCGUAAGAACAAUGGAUUUUACCGCCAAACAUGGUGCGGUGCUGCUUGAGCAGCUGAGGAAGAUGAGGGAGACCGAGCACCUCACAGAUGUCGUGCUGGUUGCUGAAGGCGUCAGCUUUCCCUGUCACCGCCUCGUUCUGUCCGCCUUCAGCCCAUACUUCCGUGUUAUGUUUACAUGCGGCCUCCGUGAGUGCAAUAACCGAGAAGUAUUCCUGCGGAACACCCCUGCAGACAGCUUGGCUCUACUCUUGAACUAUAUGUACACCUCGGAACUUCCUCUGGACAACAGCAACGUGCAAGGCAUCUCUAUCACAGCUUUUCUAAUGCAAAUGGAUGAGGUAUUUUCUCGCUGCCAGCAACACAUGACUGAGAACAUGGAUGCCUCCAACUGCCUUGGUGUCUUUUACUUCGCCCGAGACCUCGGUGCAGAAGAACUGGCCGAUCAUGCGCAGCGCUUCCUGAGGCAGCACUUUUUCCAAGUGUGCCAGCAAGAAGAGGUGCUGGACCUGGAGGCCCAUCAGCUUGGGAAGUUGAUCAGCUCAGAUGAUCUAAAUGUUUCAAGAGAAGAAACCAUUUUAGAUGUGGUUAUUCGCUGGGUCAACUACAUCUCUCCGAUUGAAGGAGAAGUGCGUAGCAAGCAUCUUCCAGUGCUCCUCGGGAAAGUUCGCCUACCCUUGAUAAAUCCAGACUAUGUAAGAGAGAUGAUGAAGAGGAAUACAGCCUUGCUGGCUGACGCUGAAUGUCUGGAGAUGUUGAGUCAAGCCUUGGAGGACGUAGCAAUGCAUCCCUCAGCAGCACCACGCAAACUAAAAUUGCGUUUUGGGAUGGAGACCACAGAUUUGCUGCUCUGCAUUGGCAACGACGGCAGUGGGAUUAGAUCCAGAUACGGAAACUAUAGCGAGCGCAGCUUUUGUUUCGCCCCGUCAACAGGCCGAACCUACUACAUCACCUCACCUCAAUAUGGAGAGGCACUCGGGUAUGUAUGUGCCGGGGUUACAACCGAAGAAAACAACAUUAUAGUGUCAGGAGAGGCCGGGGCCCGAAGGAUGUCCCGUCAAAAAGAGAUGAAUAUUGAGCUCUACAGGUACAAAGUGGAGGCCCAAGGUAGUUGGGAGCAUCUCACAUCAGCAGAAUAUCGUGAUUCUUAUGGCUUAGGCUCCUUGGGUGACACCCUGUACCUGCUGGGUGGGCUGAUGAAGCUUAAGAACCAGUUUCUCAUCACUAACAGCGUGCAGCGAUGGUCAUUGCAGGGAGGACCUUGGCGGAGCGCAGCACCUCUACCAAUGCCACUGGCUUAUCAUAGUGUGGUCACGCUGAAGGAUCACCUUUAUGUGAUUGGUGGUAAAACCCCUCAGACAUACCGAAUGGAUGAUGAACCAGAGCGUCUCAGUAACCGCCUUCUUGAGUACAAUCCAAACAUAAACCAGUGGACAGAGCUGAGUCCAAUGAAGUACUCAAAAUACAGAUGUAGUGUUGUUGUGCUCAAUAGAGAGAUUUUUGUCAUAGGAGGUAUUGGUUGUGAGGGUGUGGACUGUGGGCAGUCCCGGCGCUGCCUUGAUGCUGUGGAGAUCUACAAUCCUGAUGAAGAUUUUUGGAGGGAAGGACCUCGUCUACCAUGCCCUCAACUAUCACUGCGCACUAAUGCAUCAAAUGCUGGUGUGGUGGGAGGAAAGAUUUACGUGUGUGGACACUACAAAGGAGCAGAUCGCCAUGAUGACAUAACAAAGGACAUUUUGGAAUUGGACCCCUGGGAGAACCGAUGGACGGUGGUUGCUCGGCACGCUUUGAUGCAUGACAAUUAUGACGUUUGCUUAGUGGCAAGUCUGAAUCCGAGAGGACUGAUAUCCGCACCUGCAGACCUAUUGCAGUAAAAAAAACGCAAGAAAAUGCUUGGAUUUUGACAAUGAAAUGACAUUGAUAAUGCACUUAGACUGUAGCAUCAAGGGAAAAGGGCAAUUUUUCUUAAGUAGCAUUAAGAAAGUGUAUGGAAAGAAACUGUACUUGGUAGGGAAAUACAGUGCAUCGAGAAAGUAUUCACAGCCCUUCACUUUUUCCACAUUUUGUUAUGUUACAACUAGGGCUGCAGCUAACGAUUAUUUUUCUAUCGAUUAAUCUAUAGAUUAUUUUUUCGAUUAAUCGGUUAAUCUAUAGAUUAUUUUUUCGAUUAAUCUAUAGAUUAUUUUUCCUUUUACCGAUUAUUUUUUUAAUUUAAAAUGAAGAGGAAAAAAUAAAUGUAGGCCAGUUUUUUCAAAAGGCAUGGCUUUUAUUUACAAAAAAAAAAGUAUGGCCACUCAGUCAACAUUGACAACAACAUGACAAAAUAUUCUGU